GGUUUUGUCCGGGCGAACGGUGGUGCGAAAAAUGGCUGAAGCGGUUCGGAAGGCAGCCGUCAGAGUCCCGGGAACAGAGCGAAGGAAUCGAAAGCAACCCGGGUAGUCGGUUCCUCAGGCCGCUCUAGCCGAAGGGACCAUAAAGACCAGACUAGGACUUCUUCAUUUCCUCAUCUCUGUGGUUCCGCUUGUAGUUUCCGUUUCCGGGGAGGGGCCGCGUUCUCCGCGACGAUUAGGUAGGGGCUCGGCGAAGCUGCCGCGAUGGCUGUGGUACCGUUACUGUUGUUCGGGGGUCUAUGGAGUGUUGUAGGAGCCUCCAAUGUGGCUGUGGUAACGUGCGGCUCUGUGGUGAAGCUACUCAAUACGCGCCACAACGUGCGACUGCACUCACACGACGUGCGCUAUGGGUCAGGUAGUGGGCAACAAUCAGUGACAGGUGUAACCUCUGUGGAUGACAGCAACAGCUACUGGAGGAUACGGGGGAAGACUGCCACAGUAUGUGAGAGGGGAACCCCUAUCAAAUGUGGCCAGCCCAUCAGGCUCACACAUGUCAAUACUGGCCGAAAUCUCCAUAGUCACCACUUUACCUCACCUCUUUCUGGAAACCAGGAAGUGAGUGCUUUUGGUGAGGAAGGAGAAGGUGAUUAUCUGGAUGACUGGACAGUGCUCUGUAAUGGGCCCUACUGGGUUAGGGAUGGUGAAGUGCGGUUCAAGCAUUCCUCCACAGAUGUUCUGCUGUCUGUCACGGGAGAACAAUACGGUCGACCCAUCAAUGGGCAAAAAGAGGUGCAUGGUAUGGCCCAGCCAAGCCAGAACAACUACUGGAAAGCUAUGGAAGGCAUCUUCAUGAAGCCUAGUGAAUUGUUGAAAGAAGCCCACCACACAGAGCUAUGAGUCUGGAGGCUGUGAGCCACUGUCACCAUACAGUGUUCAUAGACUUCUGCUGCUCCUUCAUGCUGGGGUCCCUGCCACAGCUUUCUUGGGAAGUGGCUAUGUCAUCACUGAGAUGAAGAUGCAUGGCAGAAAACUGGCUGUGUUUGGAAGCUUCAGCUCUUCACACUUGAAUUGAUUGGUCUUCCCGCCUUGGGUUAGUUUUUUCUGAGUACAGAUUGUCUUUCCAGACAUGGGUCAGUUUUUUGCUGAUAAAGGAGCAGCUGCUUUUUAUUCAUAUUGAUUAAACAGAAACUGAGGGAGACAUCCCUUCUAAAACAGGAAUAUUUUUAUGUCUUGGAAGCUUGACAUCAUUGAUUACUGAUGUGUGACUUUUCCCCAAUUUUUUCCCCCUACAAAAUGAUAAAGAAUUUAAUUGCUGGUCA
Messenger RNA from Condylura cristata (star-nosed mole), 1316 nucleotides. RefSeq names its product stromal cell-derived factor 2 (gene SDF2). The coding region runs from base 262 to 894 and encodes 210 amino acids. The record is from RefSeq and is a predicted model, not a curated record. The transcript has 3 exons. Lineage: Eukaryota; Metazoa; Chordata; Mammalia; Eulipotyphla; Talpidae.